GAUUGACUCUGUUGAUUGCUGGAAGUUACACAGGUGACUCCCCACCCUCUCGGGCUACCCCACCAGUGACAACACAGGCAGGGGUGACCUGGCUUCCUUUCUGGGUGGUGUUACCGGGUAGCUGCCUGCUCAGAACCCACAAAGCCUGCCCCUCAUCCCAGGCAGAGAGCAACCCAGCUCUUUCCCCAGACAGAGAGAGCUGGUGUGGCCUGCUGUCCCCGGGAGAGUUGCACCACCUUCCACGGAGCAGCCUUGCAUCUGACUGACGCACCAUGACACCCACAGACUUCACAAGCCCUAUUCCUAACAUGGCUGAUGACUAUGGCUCUGAAUCCACCUCUUCCAUGGAAGACUACGUUAACUUCAACUUCACUGACUUCUACUGUGAGAAAAACAAUGUCAGACAGUUUGCGAGCCAUUUCCUCCCGCCCUUGUACUGGCUCGUGUUCAUCGUGGGUGCCUUGGGCAACAGUCUGGUCAUCCUGGUCUACUGGUACUGCACAAGAGUGAAGACCAUGACCGACAUGUUCCUUUUGAAUUUGGCAAUUGCUGACCUCCUCUUUCUUGUCACUCUUCCCUUCUGGGCCAUUGCCACUGCUGACCAGUGGAAAUUCCAGACCUUCAUGUGCAAGGUGGUCAACAGCAUGUACAAGAUGAACUUCUACAGCUGCGUGUUGCUGAUCAUGUGCAUCAGCGUGGACAGGUACAUCGCUAUUGCCCAGGCCAUGAGAGCACACACUUGGAGGGAGAAAAGGCUUCUGUACAGCAAAAUGGUUUGCUUUACCAUCUGGGUAUUGGCAGCUGCGCUCUGCAUCCCAGAAAUCUUAUACAGCCAAAUCAAGGAGGAAUCUGGCAUUGCUGUCUGCACCAUGGUUUACCCUAGCGAUGAGAGCACCAAACUGAAGUCAGCUGUCUUGACCCUGAAGGUCAUUCUGGGGUUCUUCCUCCCCUUCGUGGUCAUGGCUUGCUGUUACACCAUCAUUAUUCACACCCUGAUACAAGCCAAGAAGUCGUCCAAGCACAAGGCCCUAAAAGUGACCAUCACUGUCCUGACCGUCUUUGUCUUGUCUCAGUUUCCCUAUAACUGCAUUUUGUUGGUGCAGACCAUUGACGCCUAUGUCAUGUUCAUCUCCAGCUGUGCCGUUUCCACCAACAUUGACAUCUGCUUCCAGGUGACCCAGACCAUCGCCUUCCUCCACAGUUGCCUGAACCCUGUUCUCUAUGUUUUUGUGGGUGAGAGAUUCCGUCGGGAUCUUGUGAAAACCCUGAAGAACUUGGGUUGCAUCAGCCAGGCCCAGUGGGUUUCAUUUACAAGGAGAGAGGGAAGCUUGAAGCUGUCGUCUAUGUUGCUGGAGACAACAUCAGGAGCACUCUCCCUCUGAGGGGUCUUCUCUGAGGUGCCUGGUUCUUUUGGAAGAAAUGAGAAAUACAGAAACAGUUUCCCCACUGAUGGGACCAGAGAGAGUGAAAGACAAAAGAAAACUCAAAAAGGGAUGAAUCUGUACAAUAUGAUUACUUGUAGUCAGAAUUUGCCAAAGCAAAUAUUUCAAAAUUGACUGACUAGUCAAGGAGGGUGUUGAUUGGCUCUUGACUGUGAUGCCUGCGAUUCUCAAAGGAGGACUAAGGACCAGCACUGUGGAGCACCCUGGCUUUGCCACUCGCCGGAGCAUCAAUGUCGCUGCCUCUGGAGGAGGCCUUGGAUUUUCUCCAUCCACUGUGAACUUCUGUGGCUUCAGUCCUCAUGCUGCCUCUUCCAAAAGGGGACACAGAAGCAUUGGCUGCUGCUACAGACUGCAAAAGCAGAAGGUUUCCUGAAAAUGUCCAUCUCUGGGAAAUUUUCUACCCUGCUCUUGAGCCUGAUAACCCAUGCCAGGUCUUAUAGAUUCCUGAUCUAGAACCUUUCCAGGCAAUCUCACACCUAAUUUCCUUGUGUUCUCCUUGUUCUGUUCUGGGCCAGUGAAGGUCCUUGUUCUGAUUUUGAAACGAUCUGCAGGUCUGGCCAGUGAACCCCUGGACAACUGGCCCCACCCACAAGAUAUCCAAAGUCUGUUGUCCUGCUGGAGGUUUUGCCCUAGACAAGGAUUGCACUUAUUCCUUGGUAUGGUGACAGUGUCCCUCCAUGGCCUGAGCAGGGAGAUUAUAACAGCUGGGUUCGCAGGAGCCAGCCUUGGCCCUGUUGUAGGCUUGUUCUGUUGAGUGGCACUUGCUGUGGGUCCACCGUCUGCUCCCUAGAAAAUGGGCUGGUUUUCUUGGCCCUCUUCUUCCUGAGGCCCACUUUAUUCAGAGGAAUAAAGUGAGCAGAUACGGGCAGCAGCCAGGGAGGGCAAAGGGGUGAAGCGCAGGCCUUGCUAGAGGGCUAUUUACUUCCAUGCUUCUUCUUUUCUUACUCUAUAGUGGCAACAUUUUAAAAGCUUUUAACUUAGAGAUUAGGCUGAAAAAAAUAAUAGAAUUCACCUUUGAAUCUUUUGUGUCUUUCUUUUCACAAUUUGGCAAAAUGUAUCACCUUUGAAAAUGUUUAGCAUAUUAGAAAAGUGCUUUUUAAUGUGUAUAUGAAACAUUAAUUACUUGUCACUUUCUUUACCCUGUCUCAAUAUUUUAAGUGUGUGCAAUUAAAGAUCAAAUAGAUAUAUUAA
Messenger RNA from Rhinopithecus roxellana (golden snub-nosed monkey), 2633 nucleotides. RefSeq names its product C-C motif chemokine receptor 9 (gene CCR9). NCBI's taxonomy places the organism in Eukaryota, Metazoa, Chordata, Mammalia, Primates, Cercopithecidae. Gene Ontology annotation, molecular function: C-C chemokine receptor activity. Bases 273 to 1382 code for a protein of 369 amino acids. Gene Ontology annotation, cellular component: membrane. The transcript is spliced from 3 exons. Gene Ontology annotation, biological process: chemotaxis; immune response; G protein-coupled receptor signaling pathway. The record is from RefSeq and is a predicted model, not a curated record.